Pestalotiopsis fici W106-1 is the source of this 1047-nucleotide messenger RNA. RefSeq lists its product as uncharacterized. The record is from RefSeq and is a predicted model, not a curated record. The transcript has a single exon. The coding region runs from base 1 to 1047 and encodes 348 amino acids. Lineage: Eukaryota; Fungi; Ascomycota; Sordariomycetes; Amphisphaeriales; Sporocadaceae.
AUGCCUCCAAAUACAUCGCCGAGUGAUUUCAUCUAUCAGCGUCCACUCUGCUCGAGUUCUGCUGCGAUUGAAGUCAGUACCUCUAUAAAUGAAGAUGAAGAGAAUGGCCGCGCGAUUCAUAGAGCUGGCUACAUGAGCAAUUCUUCGACGUAUGGAGCACGCGUGACGACUGCGCAAUAUCACGAGACCCUAGCAUAUGGAGACACUCCAUGUCCAGCUCCGGUGUUUCUUCAUGAUGUCCGCCAACAACGAUUGGAAAACUCGCAUGGUUUUGGUGCCUCACACACUGGGGGUUCACCAAACUUCGAACCAGCCGCUGCCAGUGUGCUGCCACAGUUUAAACAAGCGAGCUACCAUCAUACGCUCGAGGACACCGCCGAACGUAGCGAGAACAGACGGAUCUCCCUGGCCACGGAGAGUACCCUCGGUCACCGCACCUUCAGUAUAUACAGCAAUGCCUCGGGGAAUUUUGAGCAAUUCUGUGACGCCCUCAAUGUCGUUCAUGAUAUUUGUCUUGCUGCCACCAGGGCGCAUCUUGGCUCACAUCAUGCGAACAGACAAGCGCGUGCUAGCUAUUCGGGCGACGCUGGUCAUCAUCGCGAGUCUGACAAUCCUAUCACAGUCACUGACAAUGAAUACAAACAGCCCAGCGUGGCUGAAGGCCUGUAUCAUGGCCCAACGACGUCGAGUCAUGCUCACCCAGUUCCAGCUCUGAACAGUGAGCAAGCCACAAUACCCAACGUCUCGAGCUCUCUUCUCAAGAAUAUAUCUAGCAUAUGCAACAUGCUUUGGGCUGGAUCACAACGUGAUCGUUUGACUGUUCUCAACGUCGAGCGGCUGGCCGUGGAUAACAUGGCCAAAUUGCUGUCAUGGGGUGAGACGGUGGCUCUACAUGACUCUGACGAGAGGGCGCUCGGCAAUUAUGAAACCUUACAUCGCGCCCUAGAUGCCGGGAAAAAUCUAUGUGCUUGGCUGGGCGCUCAUGAGUCAGUACUAGAGAUGGAAGAACUGGAACGAGCUUGGGUCUAUGCGUCAGGACUGUUGUAA